CUGGCAAAGUUACGCGUUUAUAGUUACCAAAAUGGCGGUGUUAUGGUAGACUCGGAGACAGAAGGGCUGAAAUGUUUAGUGUAUCAGAGCACGAUAUACCUGCCUGACUUUUCCGUAUUGCUUCGAGAAACCUACUAAGCAUCAUUUAGAAGAUGGCUGCUAACUUGAAAGGAAACUUGGGCCUGAAAAGUGGUCCACUGGCCCCAACAUCUGCAAAGCUGACCACUCAAUAUCUGGUACUGGAUCAUAUGAACAAUCAUUUCAACAAAAUUGCCAAAGCUAAAUCUGCAAUUGAUUCAAGGCCACCCAAAAGUUUAACAUCAAGUCAAAAGAUGAGAGACCGGAAGAAUCGCUCUCGUCUCUUGUCAAGCCCAAGAACAAGACCUACUUCUGCCAUGAUGUACACUGACAUGCAACAUUAUGAGGACGUUCUCAAUGAUGAACCAGAGGAUGAGGAAGAAAGAUUGGUUCACUCCAUCAUGAAAUCAACACUGGUUGACAAACCCAAGGGCAGCAAUAAUGCGACCUAUGGCUCCGAGUCAGCCACAGAUUUCCAAGAGCAGACCACUUAUGCAUCACAUAAUGGCCGUGGUCUGAUGACACACCCUCAGUACACACACACACUAGGGGCAAGUACACGUCCCAUGUCGGCGCGUUCCGCACGCUCUGUGGGCUCAGCCACCAGCUCCAUGCGUGUGCCAGUCGGUACGCAUGACCAGACCAGGAUUACGUAUAAUGGAGAUAUACUGGAGAAGAGAGCACACAAAUUUACUGAGCCCGAUCGUCCGUUUACACCUCGGACAAACAUUAGCAAUCAUGAAUCGAGACUUAAGUCGUCAAAGUGCUACAACCCCCCAAAACCAAAACCUGCUGGGAAGAAAGUGAAUGGGGCUGAUGGCGUUAAGGAAAGGAGCAGAGGUCCUGCGAAGAACGAGGCAGGUAUGGGGAGGUCAAAUCAAGAGCUCAGAGAUACCAUGGAGACAUCCCAGCUUUCAGAGUCAAUGUUAAUGGACAUAACGCUGAGAAGCCGAGAUGACCGACACGAACAGGCCUCCGAUGGUCAGGUUCCCAGACUGGACAUCUCUAUGGACAAAGAUCACCUCAACUGGCUCCAGGAGCAGGCAAGCAAGGCUAAAGUUCGAGCCCGCAGUGGUGCCCAGAUUCCCCAGUCGCAUCUUGUGGGUGACAUAUCCACCAUUAAGGAGGAGCCUUCUGACCGGAGUGGAAGCAAUUCUGUCCGGAAGGAAACGUUGAAAAAUCCUUGUUUUCCGAGUAUACCUCAAUGGCUCAGCCUCAAGCUGCAAGAAGAAGAAGAGGAGCAGAAAUAUCUGGCUUUUGCUAAGGAAGUCACAGAUGACGUCCUGACAAGAGGCAUCAGCACGGACCGAGUUUUGAAUCGUGUGUUUGAAAACCACAUUGCAAGGAGGAAACAUGAUCUGGAUGAGACUCGCAUGCGAAGCGUUAUUCGAGACUUGAAGAAAGACCUUGGCUUGAGAGAUGGCAGUCAAGAGAGACGACUCGAUGAGACUCUGGCUGACAUCAACUACAACAACAAGGCCAGGAGCAUGAAUGGCUUGAGUCACACAAGUAGCAGUGAUCAUCAGCCAGGCAGUGAGAAGUCUACCAUGAAGGACGAGACCCGCUCCUUCUCCCAAACAAACGGCUACACUAUGACCAGUUUGGAGCCACUUAACAACAACACCACUUCCGAAGCAGAAAUGAGCACAACACUGGAUUCGACAUCUACUAUGAAGUUUGGCCGCACCGCUGAUGUUUUCAGCACGAUAAAUUCUGAAGCGACACUGGAGGAGAGAGAGGCACGGGAGGGGGAUGAGUUAAGUGCUACUCAAGCUCUGAAGCAGUAUCAGUUUAACCUGACUGUCAAGGAGGCUGGAGCAGACUGCAGUGAAAGUGCAGUGGAAUCUGCAACUAAUGGUCGGGAGACGGAUGUCUCUGAAAAAUCUCAGAAGUUAGAACGUCCUGCCACAGGGGAGAGAAGGUUGUCUGAAGGGGAAGAAUCUCCGUCCGAUGCAUCAAGCUUUACCCCGUCGCCAGCUGAUCAUGCUCACCGAGCAAGGCGAAGGGAGAGAAUGAAGAAGUCGAAGGGAACAGCAGAGCUCGGAGAACAGCCUAUGAGCUCAAACUCAAGAUCUUCAUCGGGGACAGUUUCCAAUAAUGUCAGAACAACCACUGACGAUGUCUACAGCAGCGAAAUGUCGGGACAAACAUCUGGCCUCAGUGGUACACAUACGACCCUGACAACAACUUCUGACCAUAAUGGAAGUACCUUGACCCACUCAGAAGAGGUCAACGGCAUUUCAGGAGGCAGUGGUGGGUCUCUGAGACCGACCGCGAGGCGUAGAGGUGGCUCUCGAAGUCAGGUGAUAGCAGAAGACCCUGAGUCCUCUUCCGGGAUGGGAGAGGAAGAGAGAGGGAAAGACAGUCUGUCUCGUGACAACAGAGCCACUGACAUGUUUGAUCAGGGAAGUUCUGUUGGAGGAGAAGCUUCUGGUGCUGAUGAUACUGAGACACGUGGUAAAUCUGAGAAUGGUGCAGUUGAAAGACAUGAUGGGUCUAGUACAAGAGAGGAAAAAGAGAAGGAAGAGGAAGAAGAUUAUGAUUAUGAAGAUGACUAUGAUGCAGAUGAGGAUGAUGGGCAAGGUGUGUCUACUCACCGUACCUCUGACGAUGACUUCUGAGUUUAUUUUAAGAAGAAGUUUGUAUAUAUAUAACAGUAUUGCACUGUACUCCUCUUGAUCCAUCUAAAAAUGUAACAUUGUUCACAAAUCCAUCCAAUUUGUCUCACAGUAUUUGAGUUGCACAUUUCUGUCUCACAACUGAUCAUAUAAGCUCAAAUGUGAUCAUUCAAUGUAAAAUGCUUUUUUUCUGUCCUUGUAUUCUUUUUAGUAGUAGUGGUAGUGUGUAGGUCAAAGUUUAAUCAUGCAUAUAUUUAGAUACAUAUUUUUAUACACAAAUGUAAAGGUUCAGUUAUGGCUUAGACUCGGUGUGUAUUGAAUUGAGUUGAUUCAAAUCCUUUUUAUUCAUUUUUCUUCACGUCUAUUCUGGUGUUUUUGUGCCUUCAAACUGCUCUUUGUGGACAAGAUUAAUUCACUUACAUUCUAUUGUUUAUGUUUGCAUGUAUAUACAUGUAUAUGUAGCGGGGUAUGUAUUCAAUUCAGAACCACUUUCUGCACCACUUUCUGCAAAACCCUCUGCUAGAAUCAAGACCAAGAUUUUUCUUUUGGAAAAAAAGAACCUCAGCAUUAGUAAUGCAGGGGUUCGCACGUUUGUGUCUCAGCAAUAAGAAUUACAUACACACAUUUUGUCUGGAACUGGCAACAUAUGUUGUAAGUGUAAUGAAUCCACUGUGCCAGGAUCAGUGCUUAUGACAAGUGUUGUGAUUUCAAACUUGUGUAUUUCACACCCAGCCAUAAGGUAGACAAGGAAUCUAGACACUGUCUGACUAUAAAAAUACACAUAUCAAUGGUAAAGUAUUUUUCCUUGUUUGUAUAUUUUUUUGCUGCGAUCCGGAUUUAGAAAGUCCUCUUUUUUUUCAAAAUCACUGUAGAAUGUAAUUUUUUAAAUUGUUCUCUCAGUUUUCUGUGUUGUGCACUCACUGAUUUGCUGCUGAGAAAGAUUUGAGUGCUGUGACAAUGAACCUGUCUCAGUCUUAUAAGUUAUCGACAGGAUGGUUUACCAGUGUUAGUGUUGGUUUGAGUGAGAGUUUAACAGCACUCACAACACAAAUAGGUCAUAAAAGUGCUGAAGAUUAGAGGUGUAACUUGAGAGUAACAUGCAAAGAAAAGAUGGAGGAGAGAUAAGGACAAUAGACGAUUGAUAGGAAAAAAGGAAUGAACUACGCCAGAGCACCCGCCAACCACUCAUAUGGUUGAGCAUAAGGAUCACUGGACAUAUUAACCCUAUCCGCACCCCUGAGGUCAGGUUGUACCCCAGGGGUUGGGGUUUUUUUUUCGCAUUUUAAAAUACUU
Aplysia californica (California sea hare) is the source of this 3989-nucleotide messenger RNA. RefSeq names its product spermatogenesis-associated protein 7. Gene Ontology annotation, cellular component: ciliary basal body; axoneme. Bases 153 to 2699 code for a protein of 848 amino acids. Lineage: Eukaryota; Metazoa; Mollusca; Gastropoda; Aplysiida; Aplysiidae. The record is from RefSeq and is a predicted model, not a curated record. Gene Ontology annotation, biological process: microtubule cytoskeleton organization. The transcript has 10 exons.